Messenger RNA from Colletotrichum acutatum, 912 nucleotides. RefSeq lists its product as uncharacterized. Gene Ontology annotation, biological process: maturation of SSU-rRNA from tricistronic rRNA transcript (SSU-rRNA, 5.8S rRNA, LSU-rRNA). Bases 1 to 912 code for a protein of 303 amino acids. Lineage: Eukaryota; Fungi; Ascomycota; Sordariomycetes; Glomerellales; Glomerellaceae. The transcript has 2 exons. The record is from RefSeq and is a predicted model, not a curated record. Gene Ontology annotation, cellular component: 90S preribosome; nucleolus.
AUGCUGUCUGGAAAGAGGAAGCAAGGAUUUUCGGGCCUUCAGCGCCGCGUAAAGCCUCGCAGAGAAGCGGAACCCGAAGUCGAUGAGCAAAUCAGCAGUGAGCCUGAGGAGAUGGGAAUAGAUGGAGAUGAGUUGAGUGAGGACGAAGAGGAUGAGAACAUGGAUGAGGAUGAUGAAGAGUCUGAUGCCUCACCACCGCCAAAGAAGUCCAACAUCGACAUCUCAUCAGUGUCCUUUGGCGCCCUCGCAAAAGCCCAAGCCUCCAUGCCCUCAGCCAAACGUCGCAAGCGCGGCGCAUCACCUUCAGAAGACUCAGACUCAGACUCAGACUCAGGCCCGGAAGAAGUCGGCAGAAAAUCCAAGCAUGGCGCCGACCACGUCAAGCGCUCGAGCAAGCACGCCCCGAUGGAGCAGUCCAGCAAGAAGCCCGUCUCCCGCCGGCGCGAAAUCAUCGCCGUGCCCAAGAUGGAGGUGCGCGAUCCGCGCUUCGACCCGAUGAGCGGGCCCGUCGACGAGUCCAAGGCCCGGAGGGCGUACGCCUUCUUGGACGACUACCGCAAGGACGAGAUGAAGCAGCUGCGGGCCGAAAUCAAGAAGACCAAGGACGCGGACAAGAAGGAGGAGAUUAAGAGGAUGCUGCUGUCGAUGGAGAGCAAGAUGAAGGCGCGGGAGCGCAAGCAGCGGGCAGACGACGUCAUUCAGGAGCACAAGCGCAAGGAGAAGGAGCUCGUAAAGGAGGGCAAGCAGCCGUUCUACCUCAAGAAGUCAGAGCAGAAGAAGAGGUUCUUGAUGGACCAGUUUGCGGGCAUGAAGAAGAAGCAGGUCGACCGUACAAUUGAGCGGAAGAGGAAGAAGGUUGUCGGGAGGGAGCGGAAGGAGCUUGACAAGAUGCAGAGGAGACCUAGGGAAUGA